CCACGCUGGCGCAGAGGCCCGGGCCCGGGCCCGCCUCGCCGCUGAGGAUGUCCCGGAAGGCGCAGCGGGCCGAGGUGUGCGCCGAUUGCAGCGCCCCAGACCCCGGCUGGGCCUCCAUCAACCGCGGCGUCCUCAUCUGCGACGAGUGCUGCAGCGUGCACCGCAGCCUGGGCCGCCACAUCUCCAUCGUCAAGCACCUGCGCCACAGCCCCUGGCCCGCCACCCUGCUCCAGAUGGUGCACACCUUAGCCAGCAACGGGGCCAACUCCAUCUGGGAGCACUCGCUGCUGGAUCCGGCCCAGGUGCAGAGCGGGCGCCGCAAGGCCAACCCGCAGGACAAAGUGCACCCCACCAAGUCGGAGUUCAUCCGUGCCAAGUACCAGAUGCUGGCCUUUGUCCACAAGCUGCCCUGCCGGGACGACGACGGCGUCACCGCCAAGGACCUCAGCAAGCAAUUGCACUCCAGCGUGCGGACGGGCAACCUGGAGACCUGCCUGCGCCUGCUCUCGCUGGGGCUCAGGCCAACUUUCUUCCACCCGGAGAAGGGCACCACGCCGCUGCACGUGGCGGCCAAGGCCGGGCAGAUCCUGCAGGCAGAGCUGCUGGUGGUCUACGGCGCCGACCCCGGGGCGCCCGACGUGAACGGCCGGACCCCCAUUGACUACGCCAGGCAGGCGGCCCAGCACGAGCUGGCGGAGCGGCUGGUGGAGUGCCAGUACGAGCUGACCGACCGGCUGGCCUUCUACCUCUGCGGCAGGAAGCCGGACCACAAGAACGGGCACUACAUCAUCCCGCAGAUGGCAGACAGCCUGGACCUCUCCGAGCUGGCCAAGGCGGCGAAGAAGAAGCUGCAGGCG
Molecule: messenger RNA, 857 nt
Organism: Cygnus atratus (black swan)
Lineage: Eukaryota; Metazoa; Chordata; Aves; Anseriformes; Anatidae
Product: ARF GTPase-activating protein GIT1
Exons: 9
Biological process (GO): regulation of ARF protein signal transduction; brain development
Molecular function (GO): GTPase activator activity; protein binding
Source: RefSeq, a predicted model, not a curated record